Molecule: messenger RNA, 797 nt
Organism: Glycine soja
Lineage: Eukaryota; Viridiplantae; Streptophyta; Magnoliopsida; Fabales; Fabaceae
Exons: 1
Coding region: 206-502 (98 amino acids)
Biological process (GO): negative regulation of cell population proliferation
Source: RefSeq, a predicted model, not a curated record
UAAGUAGCAAGCAUUGAUGAUCUCUUUGAACCCUUUAAAUAUAUACCUAUUAUACCUACACAGUCCCACAGUGACUUUUUUCUUCUCUCUUAUCACAAUCUCCUUUCCUCUUCUUCUUCAUACACACAAAGGAUAAGGCUCAGUGUGGUAGUUAGUGAAUAUCUAUCUAUCACUUAUCACAUUCAAAGUUCCUCCGUUUCUUGUGAUGGAUGAAAAGAGAAAGUCAUCAUCAAAGAAGGACACGGGUUCCUCUUCCACAAGGUCAUUAUUCUCAAGGAGCACCUCUACUUCAAACUCUCCUCUCCUUAGAAGCCUGUCUCAAAAGAGUUCUUCAUCUUCCUCCAAAUGCAAUAACAAUAAUCUUCCUAGGAGCUUCUCACAGAAGAACCCUUCCAUUGGGCGCAAAUGCACCAAAUUAGCUAAGGAACAGAAAGCACGGUUUUACAUCAUGAGGAGGUGUGUUGCCAUGUUGGUUUGCUGGCACAAGCAUGGGGAUUCAUGAAAGAACCACACAGAUCUUGUGCUCAGUUUUUAUUGGUUUAGUUGCAACUUGCACAAAUUUUUUUGUUUAUGAUCCAUGAGGAUACUUUUUUGGCCCACAAUGAAUACUAUAGAUUCGAUUGUAAUUACGAGUUGACUAAGGAAAGUUAUAAGAUUUACACAUUGCUGGAAAUAUGUAUAUGAUCAAUUGGACUCCAGAUUAAUAUUGUUAGUUGACUAAGGUGAGUUUGAUUUUUUUUCUCUUACACCUAAUGUUUGGGAUGAUUUUUUAAAAUGAAUGGCUAAAUUAAAACUUU